Molecule: messenger RNA, 7713 nt
Organism: Homarus americanus (American lobster)
Lineage: Eukaryota; Metazoa; Arthropoda; Malacostraca; Decapoda; Nephropidae
Molecular function (GO): protein binding
Source: RefSeq, a predicted model, not a curated record
CACAGGAUGGCGGCGGCGGUGGCGAGUGUGAGCGGCGCUGGUGGAGGGCUGGCCGGGGUGAUGGAGGAGCCUCAUGAAGCAGUUCCUGGGGGCAGUACGGAAGGAGUCACGCCCCUCAUGUACGCGUGCCAGCAAGGACGUGACCACGCCGUCAGGCAGAUCCUACAUAGGAAGCCCGGCAGUAUCCAGGAGAGAGAUAGAACAGGCAAGACCGCCCUACACUAUUGUGCUGAGAACCCCACUCUCUCCUGUAUAGACCAGGUGGUGGAGGCGGACCCGUCACUACUGAAGGCACGAGACGAGGACGGCUAUACCCCGCUACACCUGGCGACCAUUGCAGGCAACAAGGCGGUGGCUAAAUACCUGCUCACUAAGGGCGCCGACGUGAAGGCCCUUGACAACGAGAAGCACACCGUCGUCCAUUGGGCUACCGUGUGUGGUGAGGUGGAGUUACUCGACCUGCUUGAUGAGGCGGAGGCUGACCCCAGCACACCCGACAUCCAUGGUGCACCACUCCACUACGCUGCCCAGAUGUGUGGGCCCAACAGUGAGAUGGGCAACGACGUGCGGGUGGGCUCGGUGCUGGGGAAACUUCUGCAGCUGGCGUUGACGUCUCCACACUGACACGACGGUCGUCAGCCCCUUCUCUGGGCCGCCAGUGCCGGCAGCUCUGAUGCCAUCCUUGCCCUCAUCAACGCCGGUGCCUCCGUCAGCGCCGAAGACAAGGACGGCCUAACAGCACUACACUGUGCCGCAUCAAGAGGUCAUCUGGACUGCUUGGACUGCCUAGUGAAUUUCUGCGGUGCGGAGGUUGAUACGUUGGAUUCCAAUGGAUGUACUCCACUCUUCUACGCGGUCACAUUGGGCCACGCCGACUGCACACAGCUCUUACUACACCAUGGCGCCCACCCAGAUAAGCAGGACCGCAAGGGACGAACGCCAGCACACUGUGGAGCAGCCAAGGGGCAGCUGGAGACCUUGAAACUUCUCCAUCGUAAAGGUGCAGACCUGUGGAAGCGCAACGUCAAGGGUGACCUGCCGCUCCACGAGGCCUGUCAAUCAGGCCGCAAGGACUUGGUGCUGUGGUUGUUAUCCAUGAGACCAGACACAGUGAACGCUCCUAACCUAGAUGGCCGCUGUCCUCUACACAUAGCUGCCAUCAACAACAAUAUUGAGAUGUGCAAGAUACUCAUGGAUAAACAGGCGGCCGUCAACCCUAUCAUGAGAAACUCGCGGGGACAGUUGCUUACUCCGCUGGACGCUGCUGUGGCCAGGAGCAACAGAGGGUGUGCCAAGUAUCUCCAGCUCCAUGGUGGUGUUGCGGCCUCCAAGCUUACAGACAAACACGCACUGCAGAAGGCCAUGCAGAGGGCGCUUGAAACGAGUCAGGGGAAGGUUGGAGCCACGGCCGGGGAGCUCACUGGUGAUGAACUCAUGAGUUCCUCAGCCUCCUCAGUCCUCAAAUCCAACAUGUCCACCAUGACAGCCUCACCAGUCAACAUUGAGGCACAAACAGACACGGGAGACGACAGAGAGAAGCUCCAACAGAGAGAUGCCCAGACCGGAACUUCAGAGGUCAACAUCCGGAAGUUGGUGCUGGAAGAAGAAGCAGAGGAGUUAGCCAAGAAGAAGACGGAGGAGGAUAGGAUAGCAGAGGAGGAAGAGAAGACCACAGCAGAGGGGGAGGAGGUCAAGGAAGAGGGAGAAGAGAUCAAAGAAGAGGGAGAAGAGAUCAAAGAAAAGGGUGAAGAGAUCAAAGGAGAGGAGGUUGAGGAAGAAGGAAAGGAGGUCAAGGAAGAAGGAAAGGAGGUCAAGGAAGAAGGAAAGGAGGUCGAGGAAGAAGGAAAGGAGGUCGAGGAAGACAGGCAGGAGGUUGGUGUAAAUGGAGAGAAUGAUGAUGAAGACAGAGAGAGUAAGGAAGUGGACGAAGAAGGCAAAGAGAUCGAAACAGAAGGAAUGGAAGCAGUUAAGAGGAGACAAUCUGUGAAGAAAGAGGAAUCCCAGAUGGAAGGGAAAGAAGCAGCACGUAGUAGGAAAGAGUCAAUAAGUGGAGAGGAAACAGAGAAAGGAAAAAGUAGUAGUAGUACAAGAAGAAGAAGAAGCAGCUCACCGAAGGAAGGAGAAUCAGAAGAAGGCAUGAGUGAGAAAGAAGGAACAAGUGCCAAUGCCGAUAGAAGAGGAACAAAAAAAAGGGAUGAUAAAAGUGGCAAUAAGGGGAAAAAGGGGAAAGGAAGUAAGAAAGGUGCCAAUAGACGAAAAGGCCCUGUGAAGAAGAAAUCCCAAGGCAGUAUGAGCGAAGGAGGAGAAGGAGGUGACAAUGCUACCACCGGGGAAGAUGUGUAUAGCAACGAUGACACAGAUGGCACAGAAACAUCAAAAACAACUGGGAGAAAGAAUAAGAAAGGCAGAGAGGCAUCAAAGAAAACCAGUAGAGAGGAAGAAGAAGAAGAAGGGGAUGAAGACAUAGCAGAGGCAUUGGGAGUGAAGAAAGAAGCAGAGGCAAGUGAGAGUGGAGAUGUGCAGGAUGAGAUAACAGAUGGUAAGACUGAUGGAAGCAAAGGUGCCAACAGCUUUGAUAUGAAGAGUGAUGAAGAGGAAGGGGAAGAGACACAGGAGAAUAGCCAAGAGAAUGAGGAAGGUGUAGACGAUGGAGAGGAAGAGGAAGCAGGCGAGGAGAAUGAUGAAGAUGGUGAGGAGAAUGAUGAAGAUGGUAAUAACAGAUCGAAGAGUAAAUCGCCAACAGCAAGAAGCAAAAAAGUCGAGGGAGGAAAGGUUGGUGCGAGUAAAAGAAAAUCGAAAAGUAAAUCUAAUCAGGGUACGAAAAACGGCAGCAAAUUAGAUGAUAAUAAAGUGAAAACUAAUGUAAAGAAGGGUAAGAAAAAACCUAGAAAAGUUGGUGUAGGCAAGAAAGAGGAGACAGGGCAGGACAUCCAUGUCAGCCCUGGGGAGGAAGGCAGUGGAGGUUCUGAAGACAAGACUGCCUCCAGUGACACUUACAGAUCACAAUCCUCUAUGGAAGAGAACCAACAUGGCACCUCCAGAACUAGAAACAAAAAAAAACUAUCAGAAAGUGGAGAAACAGGUGACAAUGCUGAUAAAGAAGAUGAUGGUGAUGAUGGUCAAGGAGAGGGUAUUGGAGAAGAGACUGAAGUAAAUGGAGAAGAGGGAAGUGAACAAGAAGAAAGUGAAGAUGAAAGUGGUGACAAAGAACCAUCAGACAGUAAUGAAGGGGGUGAGGGAGAAGGUGAGGAGCACCAGGAGGUAAAGGGUCAGGAAGUGGAAACCAUUCAGUUACCCAUCAGGGCUACUGGCUCACGAGUCCGUCCAAAGUCAGCCAUCCGUCCAGGGAUCCUCAACUCGAAGACAGGAGGUAGGAAGCCCAAGGGAGGUGCCAACAGGAAAUCCAAACAAGCUAAUGGUAAUACUCGAGCCAUGAACGACAGGCGCAAUGGACAAAGACGAAACUUAACUCGCCGUGUGAGUAUCUCUGAGGACCUGCCACAUGUGGGUGAUUACCAACACGAGGAUGAGGACGAGGAGGAGGAGGAGAAGGGUGGUGAAGGGCCUCGCAUGUCCACAGCAGAAGAGCGGACUCAUGAGAUGCUGCUGGAGUCUAGCGGGCGCAACCUCCUGAUGGUGGACGCCGCUCCACCUCGGCUGUCCUCGCCGAGCUCGACCCACGGCAGAGACACCGGCGAUUCAGGCUACAAGGAGUCAGGCUACAGCGAUGCUCAAGGGGUCGAGCGUGACUCCGACGUGGAUGGACCAACAGAUCCUGAGCGUCACACCGAGGACGAGGAUACCCAACACAGCUCCAGGAGGAAGACAAGGAUGAAGAAAAAGAGGAGCAAGCAGCGAGAGGAGAGACAAGGUGGCGCUGCCUUGUCCGAAGAUGGAGAGGGACGUGGAGGAGGACAGGCUGAGGGAAGGGAAGGUGAAGGUGAUGACGAUGCCGACGGUGAUGUGGAAGAUGAUGACGAUGGCAGAGGAUCCCGCAGAAGACGUGAUGGCAAGAACUGGCAAGAGGAUGCUGGAGGAGGACGUGGAAGUAGAGAAGGAGGUCGAGGUCGUGCUGGUAGAGGCAACAAGGGAAGAAUUGGCAGUCAAGGAGGAGGAGGAGGUAACAAAGGAGGUGACGACGAUGAUUUCUCCGUAGUUCCUGAAGGAGAGCUUGAUAAUUACUAUGAUGACGAAGAUGCAGACGAAGAUGCCCUCCAGAAACUUGGGGUAGUCGGCAGCACCCACAGGCGACCCGGGGUCAGAAGAGGUCAGGUCAGGAAUGGUGCCAUGAGCGGAGGACCCAGGAAGGUAGAGAAUAUGGAAUCGAACCUCAAGCGUCGGCCACGUAAGGCAGCAUCUCCCUCCACGGAGGUGUCCAUCACCCAGGCCAUGCAGAACACCAUGCGGAAGUACGCCCUUGAGCGACGCCUCUUCCAACAACUGCUGGAUUUAAAGCGCAUACAGAUUCGCAACACCCGAGCCAAUGAGCACGUCAUGAUCAAGAGGAUGGUGGAGACCUUCCAGAAAGAGGGAAACCUGCUGGGUCUACGAGGCUAUGGCGGCCCCUACAACUUCAACAGCUACGAGAAGUAUCUGUAUGACCAACUAAGGUUCCUUCAGAGCUCACAGGGGGUAAAGAUCCCAGCCUUCAGACCAACAGACGACGUGGAGCGGCUGAGCAGAGCGAUACGCCGGGCGGAGAGAAGAGAACUGCCAGAGCCACUGAUGACGCCCCGUGAUGCCAGCGUCUGCAACCACACCACCCACCGCUGUCACCACGCUGCCCAUGCCUAUACUGGGGUCCCCUGUGCUGCCUAUAUUGGCUACCGAACCAAGAGGCGAUCAGGGAGCAACAACAUUAACAACAACAACAACAAGCAGGUGUCGCUCCCUAGGAUAGCCGGAACGACCAACACCACCAAUGGAAGCGGGUCGUCCUUAGGGGGUUCUCCAGGGCCGCCCUUAGACAAUGCAGGGAACUGGGGCAAGCCAGGGGAACCCGUGGGCCUCAGGAACUACGACCCGAAGAAGCCGCUCACCGUAGAGCUACAGCACGGGCAGGCGAGGCAGCAGAUCAUCCUGCCCACAGAUAUCCUCGAUAAGAACAAGAAGUAUCACCUCACCUUCAGUAUCAAGCCGACCACCCCCGUCCCAGCGCCGUCACAGUCCCCAACGAAGGAAGAGGUGGUGGAAGAGGAGGCGGUGGUGGUGCCUCCUGAACGUUCCGCCUCUGCCCCUGAAACUAUUGAACCCGAGACACUCAUCCCUGAAGCCAGGCAGGAGCUCCACUCUGCCCCGGCGGAGAGUAGAACCGAAGCCUGAACCUCACCAGAGAAAUUGGAUCCCUCGACAAGAACACUACAGUAUACUUAUCUUUGGCAAUACCAAAGCCUGGAACCGUUAACAAGGAAGCUGCAAAUGUCACCCAUCACUGGAAGAAUCUCACCAAGUAGGUUCCAACUAUGGCCUAAAACACAUGUAAGGAAUUAUCUCAGCCUCAAUAGAAACUCACUUGUCACCAAGGCCAAUAAAAUUGGAACCCCAUAAGGAAUUCUACUCAUCACAGAUGAAGAAGAUUGAUACCUAAAGUUCCUAAACCUUAACAAAGAAGCCCAAAGAGACCCAAACUACAACUAUGUCAGGAAUGCUGUUAAAUACUAAAAGAUAAGAAGUCUCAAGUUCCUUCAAGAAACCCCAAAGUGAUGCCUCACAUCUAGUAAGGAGAAACACUAUGCAGAAACAAUAUAAAGAAGGAGAGACUUUCCCUUUAAUAUAUCUCAACUUCCACACCACCUCUCAAAAGCUUACAGUGUGCCACCAUAUUAGGUUGACCGGAUAUGAUUUUUGGGUGUACCGUGUCAAAUUCAUCAAUUACAGGUGCCUCCUCUGCCCUACCAUACAGUUGUAGGAAGACGGUAAGGUACAGUCCAGUCAUCGACUUUCGUGGAAUUUUGGUAGUAGUUGUACGUACACCACGGCUCACACGAUAAAUUGUAGGUCAUCAUAAUGUAUCAAGUUAAAGAAGUUCUUCAAGAUUUAAAUAUCAAACUCAAAAUAUUAUGUCUUUCUCUUAGCAAUAAACUUGUGGUACUGAAAAGAGAAUGGUGGUUCCCUGAAAAUAUAAAUGACACCAUCCUCGAGCAAUUCAGAAAGACUUAGUACUCUUGUUGUUGUGGACUGUGGAUGCUAAUAGUCAGGCCUAACCCCCACAAAAAAAAAUGUGUGAUUUUGAAUUCCAGUUCAAAAAAGCACAAAGUUAUGAAAGUGCUGAUUUAGAGUUUAUGUUGUCUCAAAUGUUUUGUGUGAGCCAGACAAAUGUGAAAGUUUUAUCUCCUAUUUAUAAAAAAAGAUGCAGGAAAAAACUGUGUUAUCUUGAGUGAACCUUCACACAGAACAAGACAAACAUCCAACAGUGUGUCUUCUGACUGUGAUCUUAGAGGGGAAUAUUGACAUUAAAUCUGGAAGAAUGAAACCGAUGCUCAUCAUGUUAUCUUGCUGUAUGUUGUAUAUAUAGUUGACCUUUAUUUUCACUAUAAUGACACAAAAACUAUAAACUUCCCCAAGGAUAUAUCACAAAAUAAUAAUUCAUUUGUCAUUGUAUUUAUGUCAUUCAUUAAUAAACUUAAUCGUGUAACUAUGUAAUAUUACCAUUCGCCAAUCUCGUUGUAAUAUCAUAGAAAAGAUUAAUUAUAUUAUAUAGUUUUUGUCAACUGAGUUUUAUCUAUCAAGACACUGGGAAUAAAGCAAUGACAGCUGUUCAUACAAUAUCUGGGUAGAGUUGGGUGCCUGUAUAUCUGGAUAGUUAUGAACUGUAUAUCUAUGUUCACUUUAUGUCCUCUAAGUCCAUGCCAUGUCUCAUAUCCUUACACCACACCCAAAAUUAUCCUGAUUCAUCUUUUUUAUUCCUCACUGACAUCCAUCAUUGCCAAAGAAACAUUUAAUCUCAGUGGUCUUCAAAAAGCCUUUAGAAUCUUCAUACUUUAUCUCCCAUCUUGUUAGGAACGUUUAAGCAUCACCAACAAAACUCUUCAAGUAUUUCCGGCAAUCUGUAGACACCAGAAUGUGACAAAUUAAAGGGCUACCUCAUUCUGCUUGAGUUAUCUCUUCAAGAUGGCCCUUCAUGUACAGGUACAGGGUAUAGAAAACAAUAAUUGUCAUCUAUUACAGAACAGUGAUAGAGAAGCAUACAGGUCUAUAUAUGCGGUAUUUGCCGAGUGAUCUACAUUGGUUAACGAACGUAUGAUUGUCUGUGAAAGGUUUAUGCGAGUGGAAGUUAUCAAUACUAAUGUUCUUAACAUGACAGAAAUAACGAAAUAUCGGGUGUUGUAUCAGUACCAGCGAGAUAAACGUUGCUACAUAAACAGAAACACCUCCCCACUUCCCCCACCAAAUGGACAGAAGUUAUGCUAGAGGUGUCUGUUUCAGAGGUUAAUUAUAUACUUGUAAGGUAACUAUGUCUCUAUGUGGGUAAGACUUAGCUCCCUCUGGGUAAGAGUAUCCUCCUUGGGUUAAGUUUUCCCAGGGUCAAGGAACACCACCCCGAGUGUCGUAUCAACGAAGACUGACUGACACUCUCUCUCAAGAAGCAUCAACUGGGCUUUGCUGUAUGUGGUCUCAUGUUCGUGUUUGUAUCUGGCUCCUCUGACCUCUACUAAAUAUAAAGAAUGUGAAUAUAAAUAAAUAUAUGUACGUAUAUAUAAAGUUCUGAUACAA